Necator americanus (New World hookworm) is the source of this 2331-nucleotide messenger RNA. RefSeq lists its product as uncharacterized. The transcript is spliced from 21 exons. Lineage: Eukaryota; Metazoa; Nematoda; Chromadorea; Rhabditida; Ancylostomatidae. The coding region runs from base 1 to 2331 and encodes 776 amino acids. The record is from RefSeq and is a predicted model, not a curated record.
AUGUGUGAUCGAUUAAUAUUACGGUGUAACUUUGCAUCACGGUCAAUUUAUGAUAGGACUCAAACUUUGAACGAUCAUUGGCCGUUUCGAUCAUUUCGGAACGGUGCAUUAAGCACUAAUCUUCUCCUGUUUUCUAUGGAUGCGCAAAGAGCGUAUGAUCAACAGGUUGCUUCAACUUCUCGUUUCCCACAAUAUCCAAAACCAGAAAUGAUGCAGCAAUAUCCACCGUCCUGCAGACCGAAUAUGCAACAUAUGUAUCCACCAAGUUAUCCUCGUUCUCCAUCUCGUGUACCUCAAACGGACCAUACCAGCCAUUGGAUGCAUGGACCGUAUACGUCAGGAUACGCAAAUUCACCUAUUCCUUCCGCAGCACCUUCUGUAAUGUCUCAUGUGAGUAUGCAGGAUGACCUUGUUUCUGUGAUGAGCGUUCAAACAACGCUAAAUGCAAGCACAGCCCCUUGUCCCCAAGAUAGUCACCUGACUGAAUUACGGCCGCAGUCACAAUUCUCCUCCUCGGCUUCUACGCCGCCUUGCACGGAAAACGUUGAUCCAGCUACGAUUCAAGAAGUUCGACGAAAUGUUGCAUAUUCCAUUAACAACUUCUACAGUAAUGAUCAGUUUAAAAUAAUUCAAUGUAUAUGUCAUUAUGCGCAGCGGAAUAUGUUUCAAUUUGUGGACAUGACUAGUGUACAUAAGCUGCUACUUUUAAUUGCUCAGUUACUUAAGAACACAGCUGAUCCUAAUUUUCGUCGCCAGAACUCACUGCAAACGAGCAAUUUGUUGCUUAACGCAAUAUUUUAUCUCAGCAGAAAUCCAACAACAUUAAGAGUUGUUAUGCAUGUAGCAUCCGAUAAGAACACUGCAGAAUUCAUCUAUAUUAUUGCUCACUUUGCCAAGGUGAAUUUGAACUGGGCAGCUGCACUUACUCUUCAUACACUCUUCGACUAUAGUGGUCCGGAAGGAGCUAAAUGUAUUACAUAUGCCAAACAGAUACAGCCUGGAGCGGUGCUCGAUGCUUUACUUCAUAUUUUGAAAGAAAAGCCGGAUCGUAAAAGGACGUUGUUUGUGCUUCACUCACUUCAACUUUUAGCCCGAAAGGACAACAGUGCUAAGCAACACAUUGUGCAGUCAUAUGGCGGUCGAUUCAUUGAACUACUUGUUGGAUCUACACAGGGUGGCUUAUUAGCUCUAGCAGAUAACGCUAGGGAUCAAGGACGUCUUUUAUAUCGAAUAUUCGCCCUGCUUAAUGUUGUAAUGGCUAGUCAGACCGCAGCAGAGAUGUUUGUUCGAUGUGGCGGAUUACAAAAAGUAUGUGAACGUCUAUUCCAAUCAACAGAUGUCCUACGUGAAGGAAUUCAUCUUGUUGCGUUGGCUAGUGAUGUAAGAACUGUGGAUGAUCAGGACUUGAGGGUUUCUAUUCGACAGGUGCUAGAUAUCCUGUGUCGAUCAAACGAUCGAGAUCUCUUCGUUCGAAGGUACAGUUCUGGUUUCUUGGUGAACGUUAUGGCUAAUAGACCUGUCAACAAGAGGCUGCUUAUAGAAUGUAACGCUUUCGAAAUAUUCACAAGAUUGUGCUAUCAAUACUCCAAUCUGGAGCAAUGGGGUCAAACCAAGGAAACAAAGGCUAUGGUAGAAGAACUAGUUGACAAUAUUUUGCUGUCUCUUAACUCAUUGAUUAUGGAGCCAUUAAAACCAGAUGCAACAAGGGCUAGAGAUACAUGCUUAUCGCAGAAAUCACUCCAAAUUUGCCUGCUGAACCUCCUUUCUCAUGGAAGCCCUGUUAUAAGAAAUCGGGUUUUGCGAUUGAUCACUCUUCUGCUGAGCUGCUGUGCUGGUUGGGGCACUACGGUAAUGCAAACCGUCCUUGAAGAUAAGGGUGAUAACAUCAUUGCCGUCAUUUUUAACGUCAUCUCAACUGUUAGAGCAGAUGCCACGGAUGCCAAUCGAAAGGAUACAGUCAAUACCCUCGUCACCUGCUUUCGAAUUCUAAAUUUAAUUAUGAUGUGCGACGAAAGCGCUAAGAAAACUGUCGCUUUAUUUGUGAGAAAUAGUACAGUAUCCAUGAUGGAACUCUUACGGACGUUUACUGAAGACAACUUGGUGGUGCAGAUACUUGAGAUGUGCGACCGGGUGGCUGAUGACGAGAACCUCGCCCAACAGUGGGCCAGUGACCGACCACUUCUUGAUGCGAAUGCGAACAGUUCGAAUCCAGAUAUUGCUCGCGCAGCGCAAUCGCUAGUAUCGAAAUUGAGUGCAGUCAAUUCGGAUUUUGAACCAUUGGCUGGUGUCUUCGCCUCAAUGGGUUCGGAAGGUUUCUCUAUGGAAAUGUAG